AUGAGUCAACUCCCAGACACAUCCGAAAGACAAAAAUUAUUCGAGUCAGCAGUCUCGUUUUUGAAUGAUGCUUCAGUUAGUGAUGCACCUUUGGCUAUGAAAAUAAAAUUUCUGGAGAAGAAAGGAUUGAAUCAAGAUGAAAUUGAGAAAGCAUUGAAGGUAGUAUCUGAGAAAAAAUAUAAUAAGUCGAUACCAACGAAUAACAACGACGAGAAUGAUAGGAACGGCGAUAUAGCUGCCUCUCAAUCCCAGGUUUCUCAACGGAGGAAUGAAGGGACUUUAACCGGAGAAAGAGGGGGAUACCAUUACACAUACCAGGCUUUACCACCUGUAGUUCCACAGCGAGAUUGGAAGGAUUAUUUCAUAAUGGCUACUGCCACAGCUGGUCUGUUCUAUGGGCUCUUUGAAGUGACCAAGAGGUACAUUGCCCCGAAUAUUCUUCCAGAAAGCAGUACAAAAUUAGAACAGGAUAAAGAGGAGAUUCAGAGACAGUUUGGUAAAGUUGAUAAACUGUUGGAAACUAUUGAUCACGAACAAAGGGAAUUCAGAGAGAAGGAGACUAAGAAGCUAGAGGAAUUAGACAUGACAAUUGCUGACCUUCAAAAUACGUUAGAACAGACCACACAAACAAGGGAUGCAAUGGAAAAUGAUUUCAAGAUGUUGAAGCUGGAAUUAAAUAAUCUACAAAGCGCAGUAGAUAAAUUUGUAUCGGGUAAUGAUACUAAGGCGGAACUCAACCAAAUGAAUAAUGAGAUCUUAUCCUUAAAACAUUUAAUAAUGAAUUCUAGUUAUACUGACAAAUCAUUGAAAAACAAAAAAAACAACAACACUCAUAUUGGCACUAAUAACAAAAGUGACAUAGGAACAUCAACCAAUCCCAGCCAUUCAAUCAAGAGUCCGAUCAAUGGACUUCCUGGUGUGGAGGCCAUCCCUUCUGCAGCUGAGUUACUAGCAAAUAUGAACUUUGACACAUCAGAGGAAGAGAAUCAAGAGAUUAAAGUCGAAGAGCCCGCAUGGAAGAAAUCUAGAGCUGAAACUGUUUCCCAAUUACAAGAUAGUGAUAACAAGCCAGAAACGAAUAAUUCCAGUACCGAUAUACCAGCAUGGCAAGCUGCUAUGGAGGCUGCACAACAUACUGACGACCAAUAG
Maudiozyma barnettii is the source of this 1149-nucleotide messenger RNA. It is a transcript of the gene PEX14, whose product is annotated as Pex14p. The transcript has a single exon. Bases 1 to 1149 code for a protein of 382 amino acids. Gene Ontology annotation, molecular function: signaling receptor binding. Gene Ontology annotation, cellular component: peroxisomal importomer complex; peroxisomal membrane. The record is from RefSeq and is a predicted model, not a curated record. NCBI's taxonomy places the organism in Eukaryota, Fungi, Ascomycota, Saccharomycetes, Saccharomycetales, Saccharomycetaceae. Gene Ontology annotation, biological process: protein import into peroxisome matrix, docking.